This is a messenger RNA of Trichobilharzia regenti, 2888 nucleotides long. The record is from the annotation of a GenBank genome assembly. NCBI's taxonomy places the organism in Eukaryota, Metazoa, Platyhelminthes, Trematoda, Strigeidida, Schistosomatidae.
UGUUCUAUCAAUAAAUUGUACAAUAUAUUUGUUUUACUGUGCUAACUUAUCUAUGUUUGAUGCACAACGUUUUCUUAAAUAUUUGAUGAGAUACAGUGGUAAAGAUGAACCAGAAGCGUAAAGAUCUGAUUCGUGGAUUAUCUGUUGUUGCUGGGGCGUUCAUGGUCCAUUUUAGUCUGGGACACUUCUACACCAUAUCAAAUAUGGCUACAUAUAUUAUAUCAUACAUAUAUGCGAGGGUUGAUAGCAGUAUUACUGAUCGUGAAGCUGUGUGGUUAUCUGCACUUGGCCUUGGAUGUCAGGGUAUUGGAAUGCCUAUUGGUGGCCUGCUAGCAGUAAAAUUCGGACCUACAGCGGUUAUGAUUUUAACUUUGCUUACUGGCAGUGGGAGCAUUUUAUUGACUUACGUUACCAUACAGAAAACGUUUAUCGGAGUAGUUUUUACAGUUGGAAUUAUAUUUGGACUGGCAAUGGGAAUUGGUUACUCAGUUGCGAUUGCUUGCGCUGUAUCUUGGUUUCCAGAUAGAAGAGGAUUAGUCGUUGGAAUAAUUGUUGGUGGAUUUGGUUUGGGAUCUUUAGUAUUUACUCCAAUUCAAACUGCGUACAUUAACCCGCACAACAUAAAUGUAAAUCAGACAACACGGCGUUUUUCUGAUGAUGAACUUCUGGACAGAAUUCCAUAUGCCUUCUUGGUGUUGGGUUCAAUAUUAGCAGCGUUGCAGUUAGCAGGGUGUAUCCUAAUUCGUAUGAAGCCAAAGCCGAAAGAAGAAGAAGAACAUGACGGAGUUCAUGAUGUAUCUACAGAUCCUAAAACAAAGAAGCUGGUUUCUGAUAGUCAACAGGCUCACCCUGCAGAAGUAGACGUAUCAACGAAAAAGAUGUUCCGUCAUAUUGACUAUUAUCUUUUAUUUACAAUGAUGUUCUUGAAUUGUUUUCCAACGUCAGUUCUUACAAGCUCCUUGAAAAUAUUUGGACAAACCCAUAUUACGGAUGACAGAUUUUUGUCGUCUAUUGCGGCAGUCACUUCACUUUUCAAUUGUGGUGGUCGUGUUGCUUGGGGUGCAAUAGUAGAUCGUUUUUCAUUCAAGAAUUCUCAAUGGAGUUGUUGAUGCUCUCAUGAGUAUGAUAAAUAAUCUUAUAUCUCUUAAUUUUAUGAAGCUGUUCGCUCACGUGCGAAGAUGAAUUUGUAACUGCCAUUAAAUAUAUGUACGAAUUAUCAGUACAAGAAUAUUCUUGUUACUGCAUUUUGUUUUACUGUCAAAAUUGUCCCACUUCUUAUGUUGUACAUUUUAGAUACCUAUUUGCAUUCAACUGUCUAUCUGGGGAGUGUUCUUGUUCACUUUUCCACUCAUGUCAUACACCUCUGGAGUCCUGCUAAAAGUAAUGUUCAGCAUUUGGGCAUGUUCCUUAUUCUUCUUUUUGUCCGGUGUAUUUUCAAUGAUGCCUGCUGCAACGGGAGCUAUAUUUGGUCCAGCACAUUUAGCUGUCAACUAUGGAAUGGUUUAUCUUGGUUUUGCAUUUGGAUCAAUACUUUCUCUGAUGGUAACAUUGUUCUGGAAGUCAACUCCUGAAGUUUUCUUCAGCGUAUCUGGUUGUGUGUGUUUACUCACUCUUUCUUUAGCCAUUUGGUUGGAUGACAAGAAGAUACCAAAACGUUUGUCUUUUAUGAAAUGGUUUUCAAAUCAUUGCCUGGUCUACCGUGUAAAUCCAUUUUCAAUAGAGACUGUAGAUCCAGAAGUGUGAGGUACAACGCUUACCAUCAAAUUAUCUCUUGCUGUUCGGCUGUACAAUGUGUACAUACGUCAUGAUAAUUUACAUUGGUUAUUUUCUGUUUUAGUAAAGUAGUAUAAACAUAUAUAUAUUUUAUACAUUUAGCUACCUAUUUCCAGUAGAGAUUUCGUACAUUUUGUGCUUUUCCUAACAUUAAUCAUAUCUAAUUUUUACAACCUUUUUUAACACUUAUUAACUACAUUAUGCUAUUCGAAAAUCGAACCAACUGACAAUAUCAAUUUUCGUUUUAUAUUUAUACAACUUUCCCUUUAAUUAUGUUAUGCUGUGAAACACUGGUAUUAUGCUAAAGGGAAAGAUUUAAGAAAAUUUAUAUUUUCUAUUUACUUUUCUACUUUUGUCAAUAUCUUGUUACUUUCGACUACAAAAAGAAUUUUAAUUUCUAUUUUCAAACUUAUAUAUAUAUAUAUACAUCAUGAUGCCGCUAUACUAAAAUUUAGAGUUCCCACCCACUCGUUCCUUUCUUUUGAAUACACAAUAUAUAUAUAUACCUUUAAUUUACUGAAAGAUUUAAGAUGAAGCAUACUUUAUACUUCGAAAAUUAUUCUCCUGUCUGAAUGUUAUUCAGGCAGCUUUUGUAACUGAAUAAAUAUCACAUUAGUAAUGGAAGUGACUUUCAUGUGCAGCUUACUGAUGAGUCUUUCUUACAAAAAUUGGUAUAUUGUCUGCAAAAUUAUUCAGUUAUUUCGAAAUUCUUGGAGCUAAGGGUUGUUAAUGAAUCUGGUUUAGUAAACACCAACAUGUGUGAACUUUUUGAUUUUAAUUUUAGUAAAUAAAAUAUUUGUAUUUCACUAAUAAACUGUCAUUUUAGUUCUGUUCAACCGUGGUUGAUAAGCAUGUUGUAACAUAUUCCAGAAACUGACUGAAUAAUCAGCCAUUGAAACAAUUUUCUCAAUGUAGUAACUGUGCGAAUGAAAUGAAGUAAAAGUUGGUACCUCGGGAAAUAAAUUUUCUCCAUAUCUGUCCACUUACCUAUGGUUCUUCAUGAAUAUAGUUUAAGAAUUAAGAACGGUAACACUGUUGUAGAAAUUCUUUCACUUUCUACUGAUGUUCAGGGUUUAUAUUAAUUUGUUUUUGUGGGUAACUGGUGUAGCAAUAAU